Messenger RNA from Cylindrotheca closterium, 780 nucleotides. NCBI's taxonomy places the organism in Eukaryota, Bacillariophyta, Bacillariophyceae, Bacillariales, Bacillariaceae. The record is from the annotation of a GenBank genome assembly.
AUGAUGAAUACCGAUUCAAGCCGUCAAGGAAAGCGGCAUAUCCCGGACGGCCAAUCAAUGCCGAGCAUCGAUGAUAGCUUUCUUGAACAAAAUGCCGUACCAAGUAUGGAGGAAGAAUAUUGUGACAAUAGAGACGGCGCAAUUUUACCAACUAGUAUGAUGAGUCCAGGAGGUAGGAGACGGUUACUAAUGACUGGUCGGGUGUACUCAGAUUCGGACGUUCUGUCGGAAUCGGAAGCGUCGAUUGGGGACAAUACAUGUGAAGACACAGUACCAAGCGUUGACAUCACAGUCGACAAGGAGAGUCCAGAGAAACAACCACCAGAUGACGGAAAAUCUACGAAAGCAGGAAAUCCAUCCUCUGGAAAAUCACCAGACCCUCCUUCCCUUGCGGAUGAGUUUCGAGAUGAAGAGCACGGAAAAAGUGCUCACAAAGAAAGUACAGCUAGGACUAAAAAUGGGGGACCCAGAAGAAUAACAGUGAAACGUUCAAGGGACGGAACAAGUAGAUCCGACCCAAGCGACGUAGGGGUGGAUGAUCCACUCGUUCGCGAAAAGAGCAAUAUUGACUCAGACACGAUCUUGAGCAAGAGCCACAAGAAAACUUUUAUCAUCUGGAUGCUGAUUGUACUAGUUGUCCUAGCAUACGGUGGGGGGGUUUUCACUGGUGUUGCAAUUUCAAAUGGAAGUGACCGCUCAGUAACCCUGAUUACGCCAGCUCCAACGUCGCCACCGACGCUUCAGCCAACUUUGUUUGCACGGGACGAUGGUGCAAAUUGA